AUGCUUUUUGAGGAGUUGCCGUCUGCUGUGCUCCUCUUGGUACCUGUGUCGAACCUGUGCUCGCUGCUCGCCGGCCGGCUGCUGGCCGACGCUGCGCCCGAUGCGAUCGUGCUCACUACACCUCACGGGCUUCAGACAAGCUGGGACGUCGGAAUCUAUCAGAACGCGGCGCUACAGGGCGUCGCGACCAUCAUGGACGUCCUCUCCGCGAGGCACAACGUGACUCUGCAGCGUGGCUGGAACGGAGUCCUGCCCAUGCCGCUCCACUGGGGCGAGGUGCUCGCCCUCAGCUACGUGGCAAACGCCUCCGCUGCCCACCGCUUGCCGCCUCUCGUCACGCUCGGCCUCCCGCUGUCGCGGUACAACCUCUCGUCUGCCGUCGCGACCGGCUUCCUCCAGCUCGGCCGCGACCUCGGCCGCCUUCUCGAGGCGUCCAGCAAGCGGGCGACCUCUCCCGCCUCGCGCCUGUGA
This is a messenger RNA of Emiliania huxleyi CCMP1516, 471 nucleotides long. RefSeq lists its product as hypothetical. The record is from RefSeq and is a predicted model, not a curated record. The transcript is spliced from 4 exons. Bases 1 to 471 code for a protein of 156 amino acids. NCBI's taxonomy places the organism in Eukaryota, Haptophyta, Isochrysidales, Noelaerhabdaceae.